UUUAGGUUUUUGGUCGCAGACAUAAAACGCGGUACGUUCGUAAGCUAAGUGUGGUGUUUAAGAGCCCGUGCCAAGUGUGCCAUGUAGUUCCGUGCGUGGAGGAAACUUUUCGUUUCUUGUCCCACCAAAUAGGCCCGAGGUUUAAAAUAGCCGCGAUAGUUUCGAAGAAAGCUGCACCCUAAAGCAUGGCUGCUUCAGAGACACCGACCCGUAACAGACUCAAGAUGCAGGCGAGGCGGUCUCGUCCCAGUCUUUCUAGCGCCAAUCGGCCAUUCAGCUCACCGAUGAAGGCUACACCUGUGAGCAGCGAAAGUGUUGAGGACUUGCAGAAGAAGCUGGCAGGUCUCCGCAACAGGAGUCGCCUCUUGGAUGAGGAAAUCGAACAGCUCAAGGCAGAGGGCUGCACCAUCGAGGAGCUUCCUUGGCACAUGGAGCAGCUGCAUACUUACAACCAGAUCAAGGACAUUGCUCAUCAAGUGAUUGGCAGUUUGGCUGUCCUUGAAGGAGUCACCAUAAAGGACAAGCAGGAGCAUUAUGGGCUGCCCACCACUGAACCCACUAAUGUGUCGUCACACACCUGACUGUCCUAGUUGAUUUGCAAUUUUUUUUUGUAAGUGUGCACAGGUUAUCUGGUAUUUGUAGCACAGUGAUGAACCAUCUUCUUACUCUCGCUCAGCACUUAUGCGACAUCAAUUGCACCUUAUUUGUCUUUUUUUUUUAACAUAUAUUCUGUUAGAAGAGUGAUCCAAGGCUAAUGCUGAUCCUCCUUAUUUAGCUUUUUAGAAUGUGAAAGUGCCUAAAACAUUUGCUUAUUCAAGCAAGGAGAAUGACAACACUGUGUACAGAUAAAUGUUCAAUAAUAUGUCUGCAUGUUUUACUUGCUUUGACUGCCAGAACCAAUGGUAUUGGGCAGAAACACCUGAGUGAUCUUCUGGAGAGCUUAGUUUUACCAAUGCACCAUUGCCUAAACCACAAGCAGAGGCCACGACGGACAGCCUCCACACCACAUUGCAGGACCGUUGGUGGCACAGCAAUGCAGUUUUCUGACACUCUGCCACACGCUGCAGAUCCCGCACGCUUUUGCAGCCAGCAGUACAUUAAGCUUGGCAUUGAUUGUGGACCGCGACUAGGCUACCCAAGUACUCGAAAAGGGCCUGGUUCAGGCAGAGGCUCAACAGAAAUGGCAGAUUUUCACCAAGCACUUCUUGAAGCCAUAAAGUUAUGAAUAAAUUUUUCUGACGUAGACUA
This is a messenger RNA of Rhipicephalus microplus (southern cattle tick), 1248 nucleotides long. RefSeq names its product DNA repair protein SWI5 homolog. Gene Ontology annotation, biological process: double-strand break repair via homologous recombination. The record is from RefSeq and is a predicted model, not a curated record. Gene Ontology annotation, cellular component: Swi5-Sfr1 complex; Swi5-Swi2 complex. Lineage: Eukaryota; Metazoa; Arthropoda; Arachnida; Ixodida; Ixodidae.